AAUCUGUAGACUUGUAAUCGAGAAACUUUGUUUUUAAAAAGUAUAUCCAGAUUCUAACCUCUUGUUUUGAACUGUUAUAUUAUAUCAUCAGUCUGUAUGGAAAUGCAUGCUCUGUGAAGGAACAAAAUUACUGGUUUAAGGCCAUUUUGGAUUAUUUAUAACGUAAGUCUUCUAAAGAAAUAAUGUUUGAUACCAUAUAUCACAGAAAAAUACCGUUAAAGAAAAUAGAUGAAAGGUUACAGAACCCACAGGCUGACAAUAAACAGUCCAAACCCUGGACUGGAUCACUGGUUGAUACUGUGUAUUCUUUAAGGGACCAAGUUAAAGCACUAGAAAUGGAUCAGAAGAAGAUGAAGAAAGAUUUGGAAGAUGAAACAAAAGCUCGAAAAUCUCUGGAAAACCUCAUCAAAAAGUUUAUGAAGAAUCAGCAGUCAAUGAAUUUAGUAAAUAAAGACAAAGAAAUGGAGGAGAAUCACACCUGAUAGUUAAUUCUGUAUAUCCAAUGUCGUUAGGUCAUUAUCGGUACUUUGCUAGAUUAUCAUCUAAUUUUUUUCUUCAAAAAAAUGGGUGGGUGGGGAUGAAAGAUUUUUCUUUUCUCUCUGAUAAUUGAUCACAUUCUGUGUAAAAAAAGGCAGAAAACGAGGACAUGAAAUUAAUGAAGAAAUAUGUAUGGUGCGCAAUAGUGUUUAAUAUAAUAGUGUUUAAUAUGUUUGUCAAUUUAAUUUCGGUAACAAAACAGCAACAGCAAUUAUUGAAAGAGAAAUAUUAUCAUUCUUUAAGAUUGUUUAUUAAGGUAAUGUACCCGUAAUGACAAACUGCGGUAAGAUUUCAUAUACUUAAUAUCAGUUAUUUUAGCAUUCUUGGGUUUUAAAUAUAGUUAAUAGGAGUAAUAGUUCCUGCAACAGCCAAAGAAUGCCAAAAGCACUCAGAAGAGAGAAAACGUAAUCAAACAAAGAAAUGAGCCGUGCCAUGAGAAAACCAACAUAGUGGGUAUGCGACCAGCAAGGAUCCAGACCAGCCUGCGCAUCCGCGCAGUCUGGUCAGGAUCCAUGCUGUUCGCUUUCAAAGCCUAUAGCAAUUAGAGAAACUGUUAGCGAACAGCAUGGAGCCUGACCAGAC
Messenger RNA from Mercenaria mercenaria, 1119 nucleotides. Its product is annotated as rho guanine nucleotide exchange factor 6-like. The transcript is spliced from 3 exons. Bases 183 to 482 code for a protein of 99 amino acids. NCBI's taxonomy places the organism in Eukaryota, Metazoa, Mollusca, Bivalvia, Venerida, Veneridae. The record is from RefSeq and is a predicted model, not a curated record.